Molecule: messenger RNA, 2203 nt
Organism: Pteropus alecto (black flying fox)
Lineage: Eukaryota; Metazoa; Chordata; Mammalia; Chiroptera; Pteropodidae
Gene: U2AF1
Product: U2 small nuclear RNA auxiliary factor 1
Exons: 8
Coding region: 1564-2067 (167 amino acids)
Biological process (GO): mRNA splicing, via spliceosome
Cellular component (GO): U2AF complex; spliceosomal complex
Molecular function (GO): metal ion binding; pre-mRNA 3'-splice site binding
Source: RefSeq, a predicted model, not a curated record
UUUCCAUCUUUUCAUUUUAUUUUGGUAAUUCACACAGCAGAUUACUAAAGUUUAUUGCUACAGAAGUUUUGAUUAAUAUCUAAGCUCUAAGUAACUAACUGGGCAUCAUGAAAUGAAAGCCACCUCUGGAAGUAUAGGAAUAAGGAUUGUUUGGAUUAUAUGGAAUUGUUUGGCAGGAGUUUUGCCCGUUCUGAGAUUUUUUUUUAAAUAGCUCUUCGUUUUCUGGUGACUCAAGAUUAAUGUUACAUACUCGAGUUAGGUAAUCUACAGCAAGUCUUAUAAGUCAGCAAAUAUAUAUAGUAGUACCAUUUUCCUCCUGAUAGGUCCAGACCUUUCCACUUUUAUUGCUACGUAAUAAUAAAUCAGUGGCUAGGCAGUCUUCAUGGUCCUUCAGAUAUCAUUGAGGCUCUUCCAUCUUAACUCUAUUGGCUGUCUCAAUGUGUGAUGCUUCCUAAAAAAUCGAAUCUAUACAGUAACCUUUCACCUCUGCACAUCUAAAUUUGGGGCGCGUCCAGUAGAUUCCAGUUCAUCACGGAUCCGGGCCUCCUGCCGUUGCUGUCACACUGGCUGGAUCGCAAGACUCGAUGCGGGUCGUCCCAAGUAUUGGAACAGUGCGAGGGAGAGGGCUUUGUGAUAGGGGCAGAAGGAGCAGGUUGAGUUCUCGAUAGCUUGUCUUCAGCGUCUUGAAACCAGGAGCAUUAUGCACUUCAGACCUGGGUUUAGAAAUUUCCUGUCACUCUGGCGUUGUGGGUGAGAGAAGCUGGACUUUGUUUCCUGUCUUAGUUAACGACGGCAUUUAAUGAGCGCUGUGCAUAAAGCACGCGCGCGUUGUACCUGGUUCUCGGGACAGUGCCAGAUUGGCAUUCUCGUGCAACAGAGGGUUCCUGAGACCCUGAGAGGUGGGGUCACUUGUCCAGCCCCGGCAGCUAGUGGCAGAGUCAGGAUCUUGACUUUCACUACACCGUGUUGUCACCCUCAAGAGAGAGCAUUUCAUCGUGGAAGACGUAGGAACACGUAGAUUUUACGUUCAGUUUAGUUUUAGACUGAUAUUUCGUUGAAAAGAAAACAGUAAAGCAGAGAACUUUGAAUAAGGAGUUGAGCUGGGUUCCCUUCAUUAAAAGAGCAUAUUUAUAGAGGGCAAAUUGAAGCCAAGUAGCCCUAAAAUAUUGCCGGGAAGGAGAGGGUAAGUACUGCCGAUAAAAAACGACGGGCCUGUGCUUUUGCGAAAUAAAAGUAGUUUGAAAGCAUGGGUCGUGUUGAUGACAUAUUUCCAUCUGUUUGAUCUCUUCCCUGCAAAAUAAUCUCUUAUUUUCCCUUACAGAGUCAACUGUUCAUUUUAUUUCAAAAUCGGAGCAUGUCGUCAUGGAGACAGAUGCUCUCGGUUGCACAAUAAACCGACCUUUAGCCAGACCAUCUUGAUUCAAAACAUCUAUCGUAAUCCCCAAAACAGUGCACAGACGGCUGACGGCUCACACUACCAUUGCCCUCUUGAACAUUUACCGUAACCCUCAAAACUCUUCCCAGUCUGCUGACGGUUUGCGCUGUGCCGUGAGCGACGUCGAGAUGCAGGAGCACUACGACGAGUUUUUCGAGGAGGUGUUCACAGAAAUGGAGGAGAAGUACGGCGAGGUGGAGGAGAUGAACGUCUGCGACAACCUCGGGGACCACCUCGUUGGGAACGUGUAUGUGAAGUUCCGCCGUGAGGAGGACGCGGAGAAGGCCGUGAUCGACCUGAACAACCGCUGGUUCAACGGGCAGCCCAUCCACGCCGAGCUCUCGCCCGUGACCGACUUCCGGGAAGCCUGCUGCCGCCAGUAUGAAAUGGGGGAGUGCACGCGAGGCGGCUUCUGCAACUUCAUGCACCUGAAGCCCAUCUCCAGGGAGCUCCGGCGGGAGCUCUACGGUCGCCGGCGCAAGAAGCAUCGGUCGAGGUCCCGGUCCCGGGAGCGGCGCUCUCGGUCCAGAGACCGUGGUCGUGGCGGCGGCGGCGGCGGCGGUGGCGGCGGCGGUGGACGGGAGCGUGACCGGAGGCGGUCAAGAGACCGGGAGCGGUCCGGGCGGUUCUGACCGUGCCGUUUUUACCGUACGUCUGCUAGAGAGUUGUAGUCGAUUGACCAAACCAGUUCAUAAUGGGAAUUUUUUUUAAAAAACAACAAAAAAAAACAAAGAUGGGUUUCUGAAUAAAAUUUGUAGUGACACAGUA